GGAAAGUACCGCUCUCAAUCGAGCGACACUUGUAUUUAAUAGAAGUACACGGAGCAGAAGCCGGAGAGACGUUUCGUUUGUUUUUUCAACAAAAACAUUCGACACAAAGGACUUGAAGAAGGAAAAAAACACAAAGAAUAGAGCCAGGAAGCCAGCCUAGCAGGAAUCACCAUAUAGCACCGGCUGCCUAUAUUAAACAAUAUCAAAGGGGAUUAAAAAAAAUUGUUUUCUUUUUCCAAGCUGAAGAGAAAGCGGGAUGGGAUGUACCUGGCCUCUACCUGUGUCUUGACAGAGCUUUGAAACAAACAAGGGGCGCUAAACUGUCCACUGUUGGACACGUUUGAACAAGGAAAACGAUUUACGCCGGAGUAAUGCUACUAUGCCAUGGGGGAGUAAGCAGCGUGAAAACAAGAACGAAUUCUGCGAAUCCGUGAGAAGGAGCUACCUUGAAACUUGACGUCUGGAGAGCAAGUGAUUCUUCCCUUCCUUAAUUGUAUUUGUAAGCCCCGCUUAGAUCUAGUAAACCAAAGGUUCAUUCAAUCCACAGUUAAACACAAUGAGACAAUGCGCUGUUUGGAAAUUAACCACUGAACAUUUGAGAUGUACGCAAGUAACUGGGAUUGAAAGCGAUCUGAGAAUGGUUUACAUUUAUACAAAUAUGAUCUUUCUAAUGGGUUAACUUUUUUUUUGUUUAUUUGGUUGGUAGCAAUAAUUUAAAAGAAGAAAACUGUUAAUUUUAGACACAAUUGCGGAAAGGGAAUGCAGUAAGUAGUCAAGCAAUGAAAGCAGACUUCACUUAAAUCAUGUUUGCUUUACAAUAAAGGUCAUGUUUUAUCAUUAAGAAUGAGAAUUGGAAACUGAUUUGAAUAUCCUUUGCAGCAUACCAAUACAGCACUUUAAAAAAGUUCCAUGUAGCUAGCAGUAAGAAAAUGAAUUGGGAAGAACCAAAGGCAGAUCUGGGGAACGGCAAUGCCAUAGGAAAGAAAGAUGCAACACUGACUGGAGGAUUGGAAAGCUCAGUCUUAGAAAACCAACUGGUGAUGGAUGGUAAUCUAGUGACAUUUCAGGUUGGUGGUGAUGACAGUGGUGGUGUUGAACUGGGAGUCCUGGCAGAGCCAGGUUUAGUGAUGGAUCAGAUUCAUGAAGAGGAGGCAACAAAAGACACUAAUGGAAACAGCAAAUCCUUAGUAGGCCAUCUGUCUGACACAAAUUCAGACUUGCACCUUCAUAAUGUACUCUUAGGAAAUCAUUCUGAAGAUCACACCUUCCAUCAGAAUGACACUGGCUCAGUAUCUGGAUCAACUUGUGACUCGCCUUCCCUGGCAGAAGGAGAUAAGGAUUUAACUUUACAGGAAGCGGAUUCCUCCUCAGCCGGUUCCCCUAAAACAGAGGGUAAUAAAGUACAGGGAGAACCUACUGACACCCUAUCACUGAGUGCUCCGGAUCUGCUUGUGGAUUGCCCUGCUGAUCUGGGAAGCUCUGAGCGACUUGGCCUUUCCCCGUCUCCACCUUCUGAGGACAAUGAGAAGCUAAAACACAGUGCAAAGAGAGUAACUUUCCCUUCAGAUGAGCAAAUCGUGUCAGGCGCAGUUGAACCCAAGGACCCCUGGAGACAUGCUCAAAAUGUGACUGUGGAUGAGAUUGUCACCGCUUACAAAAAUGCCUGUCAAAAACUAAAUUGCAAGCCUAUUCCAAAGCUACUGAAACAAAUCCAGGAGUUUAAAGAUCUGACGCAGCGGGUGGACUGUCUUGAUCUUAAAGGAGAAAAACUUGACUACAAAGCAUGUGAAGCACUUGAGGAGAUUUUCAAACGGGUACAAUUCAAAGUGGUCGAUUUGGAGCAAACCAGUUUAGAUGAAGAUGGAGCAUCUGCCUUGUUUGAUAUGAUUGAAUAUUAUGAAUCAGCAACACACUUAAACAUCUCUUUCAACAAACACAUUGGGACUCGAGGCUGGCAAGCUGCUGCUCAUAUGAUGAGAAAGACAAAUUGCCUUCAGUAUCUGGAUGCUAGAAACACACCACUUUUGGACCAUUCUGCUCCAUUUGUUGCCAGAGCUUUACGUAUCAGCAGUAGUCUGGGGGUCCUGCAUUUGGAGAAUGCCUCUUUGUCAGGGCGCCCUCUAUUGUUAUUAGCAACUGCACUGAAGAUGAACGUUAACCUGAGGGAGUUGUACCUUGCUGACAAUAAGCUGAAUGGAUUGCAAGAUUCUGCUCAACUCGGCAAUCUGCUGAAAUUUAACUGUUACAUCCAGAUCCUUGACCUUCGAAAUAACCACAUUCUUGACUCAGGACUGGCAUACCUGUGUGAGGGCCUUAAGGAGCAGCGGAAAGGCUUGGUGACUCUUGUAUUAUGGAACAACCAAUUAACUCACAACAGCAUGACGUAUUUGGCAGCAGCACUGCCUUUCACGCAGAGUUUAGAAACUCUCAACCUGGGACAUAAUGCAAUUGGAAAUGAAGGAGUCCACAAACUUAAAGAUGGUCUCAUUGCAAAUCGUUCAGUGUUACGUUUGGGCUUGGCUUCUACUAAACUCUCUUGUGAAGGUGCUGUGGCAGUGGCUGAGUUUAUUGCUGAGAGCCCUCGACUUUUGCGACUAGAUCUACGGGAAAAUGAAAUAAAAACAGGAGGACUUAUGGCGCUCUCACUGGCACUGAAGGUUAAUACAUCUUUGCUCAGGCUGGAUCUAGACAGAGAGCCUAAGAAAGAGACUGUAAAAAGUUUCAUUGAGACCCAAAAAGCUCUGUUGUCAGAAAUUCAGAAUGGCUGCAAACGCAACUUCAUCCUUGCAAAGGAGAAGGAGGAGACAGAGCAGAAAAUGCGUCAAUCUGCCUCCAUGCCUGAAAUUACUAUGGCUUUACCCCAGGCUGAAGAAGAAGCAAUGUCUGAGGAGAGCCAACAAGACAUUAGAGAUGAGAACACUAGUAGUAAUGAAGAAUGUGAUAAUGGACAAUCAGCUGCUGAAGAGGAGGAGGAAGACGAGGAGGAAGAGAAAGAAGUAGAAUGUGCAAGUAAAACACAAGAACAGGAGGAGGAAUCUGAUUCAGAUACAGAUGAAGAGAAUGAAGAAGUGGAAGGAUCUACACAAACCAAUACAGAAGCACAACAUCAGAAAGCAGAGACAGUUUCUGAGGUUUCUGCCAAGAUGCCAGAGCCAGUUACAGAAGUGAGAGUAGAGUCUGUAGCUCUUGUAGCUAAUGCUGCUCCUUCCUGUAACUUAGAAGAAAAACCAGUGGCAAUUUUGGACACAACACCUAAUCAGAGCUCCCCUCUACGGAAUAAUGAGAGGCAUAUUUCAGUUUCUAGUCCAGGUCGAGGACAUAAAAUAUUUGUUGUGACCAGAGUAGAGAGUCCUCCUGAACAAAUGACAGCACCAGCAGAGCUACAGACAACGCCUCUUUUUAGCCAGUCUUCUGCCACUUUAACUGUAGGGGCUGAGGUGCACUCGCUCACAAACUCUGCCUCACAUUCAGAGCAAAUACCACCAAAUGCAUUGGUUGCACCAAGAAGGUCAAACUGUGAAGAGAAAUGUGAGAUGGCAGAGACCACAUCUUGUACAACAAUGGAGGGUAUGCCCCUUCCCAAUGGACUGAAAACUGAAUUUGCCCUCUUGCUUUCUGACCCAUCUGAGAUCCCUAAAACCGCAAGCUGUGGAACUGAACACGAACUGAGCUGCAGCAAGAAUGAUAAGGAGAUAGAAGAGAUGCUGUUAGAGGCUAGUCUUGAGGCAGGAAAAGAAACCCAAUGACUCUUUCCUGUGGCCUUGGAGCUUGUUGGAUUCAUAAAUGCAGGUAAUCCCUAGGAGAAAAUAAAAUGUGCCUGUUUGACAGUAUAGUUUUGGAUUCAUUCAUCCCCUGGAAAACUUGAGAGACAAAAUUGUUCCCUGUCACUUUAACUAAACUGUAAUGAGAUUACAGAUGAUUUUAAGAUCACACUAUGUUGCUGAAUCACUACAUUCCACCAACACAACCCAGAGGAAGAAUUUUGCAGGUCAUUAUCACUAAGAAUGGAAGGCACUGUUCUUAUUAACCAAAGAUCCAGAAACACUGGAAGACCAUUGCAUUGGCGACUGGAGAAAACACUUCACGGAGUACUAAAGAACAUGGACUUUCCUCAUUUGCCAUUGCAGCCAUGAACAAGUCUACAGUCAUGAUUAGAGUUCUACUGUCUUGUGCUGAAAUUAUUUUUUGUCUCGCCAAAACGAAUAUGCAUGUCAUUCUCUCAGAACAAUGUUUAUACUUAGUAGAGUCUCAAAGAGGACAUGAGAAUAUAGAGUACAGUAAGGAAAGACUGACAGUACUGUUGGUUUUCCCGUAGUCAGGCAGGUUGAUGUUAUUAGGGUAUGUUUUCUUUCUUUUUUUUUUUUUGCCACACUUGCUGUGACACUACAAAGACAACUAGAAUUAUGAGUUGUGUUAUAGAGAAGUAUGGAAAGCCACCCACCCAACACUGCAUCUUUGUUUUGUUUUUUGUUUUUGUUUUUUUCUUUUGUAUGUUUUAUAAAGUUGUAUCACAUACAUUCUGGUGGUCAUUCUAAUCCCAACUUCGCAGUCUCUUUUCAGUUUGGUGCUUUUUAGAAAUAUUUCAUCUACACACUUUCUAACUUAAUUUUAUGAAAAAAAGUUUUCUCUCUUCAGUAUGGGUGACAUCAAAUUUAGGGUUUUUAAAAAUUAAUUUCCGAAGCAGUACUUUCUGUGCAAAAUGUUACAAACACAAAGUAUAUCACUUAAUGCGGAAGUGAAAUUGUGAGGAGAGAUGUGAAAGAAAAAGGUACAUGUUUAGUCUAAUUUUGAGGUAUCCUGUAUGCAUCUUGUUCAUUCUCCUAAUAUGUCCUAGGACAAAUGUUUCCACUGCAGCAAGCAAAUAAGGAUGUAAUUAAUCAUUUAAAUAUAUAUAUAUAUAUAUAUAUAUAUAUAUAUAUAUAUAUAUAUAUAUAUAUAUAUAGUACACAUGCUUUACAUUUCAAAUAGAAAAAUAUACUGUAUGUGGAAGAAAUUGUUAAUAUUUAAUAUGCAAAUAUUUUCUUUAUUUAUAGCCGAAUCUGAGAUGAUGAUGUUGUGCUAUAACUGCACACAUUAGCAAAUAAAAAAGAAGAUCUGCUAUGUGCUACAAAACUAGACAGCAAGUCCAUAUUUAUUUCAGUCGUAGGUCAUGUAUACAAAGCCUGAACUUAUUAAGUUGUUCAAGACAGAAACAUAACCAUUCAACUAUUCAGACACAUCCACCUGUGUCUGUACUUUUUUCUUCUUGCACUUAAUUUUCUUCUUAAAUUAGAAUCCUAUGCCCUGCAAAUCAUUUGAUAAAUAUUUUAACCUGUAUACAACAUACCUUGACUUGAGAAGUCAAUGACCUGAUGGUGACUUCACUCACGACUCAAGCCUUCAUCCAUCAGCCAGUCUUUCAUAAGUGACUUGUAGUUUCACAAGACUAUUUCCUACACUCACUUGCUUUCUCACGGGUUUUAACGUCACAUUUCUGGUCUCUGUGUAUUUUUUGUUUAUACUCUGGAUUGUGUUUUUCUUGGUCUAAUUUUUUUUUAAAGCAUUCAUGUUGAAUCAAAUUGCUUUGAAGAUGAUGUUGAUGAGUUGGCAUCUGGUCAUUAUAUUAACCUAUCAGCAGUUAGACUCCUUGAAUUACAGGGCUCAAAAUAUUGUCAUAAAUUUCAAACUGGUUUUGUUCCCUUUAAAGAAAUACAUGCAUUUGAGAGCAUAGAGCUGAACUAUACAACAUAAACACUUUUGUUUCCUGUGAUAUUUUUGGGAGGAAGGAAUUCUGCAUAGCUUGUAUAAUAAAUUUUCAGUUGAGGUUUUCAUUGAAUGUGUUUGUCACUGUACACUGAACAUGUCAUAAGUGGAUUAUUAGCCACUAUCUUAAAAUUAAUUAUUUUAGUUUUCUGUAAAAGCCAAAUAACCAAUGCAAGAAAAAAUGUGAAAAGGGAAGCGAUGAUACAGUUCGCUUGAAACCAAUUUGUUUUAUCAUUUUUAAAUUCAGCAAAAGAUCUUUUCCCCUAAAUUAAAGCAUGUAAGUUAAUUACAUUUUUAAUGUUGUUUUAGAGGAAAUUUAGGUAGCUGGUUUAGCAAAAGAAGAACAUAAAAAAAAAAACAGCCACAAAGGAGAGAGGGAGGCAGGUUGUUUAAUGGGGGCAGCAUUCAGCUAAAAUUAGGCUGUUGGCUUCCCCCGGCAUUGCUUCUAUGUUUAACAUAAUUGGCAUACUGGAUUGUAGAAAGCCAUCUUUAGCCAGGUAAAGUCUUAAAAAGAAUACUCACACACUGCCACCACUGGCGUACUUGAAAAUAUCCUUUUGUCAACUGGUAGAGAUGAAUUGAGAUGUUUGAAACAAAUGAAAAUGAAUUUGGACAAAUAACAAAAAAAUACAUUUUAAAAACACUGCCAGAAAUAGUUAAGUUUGGAAUUCCUCUGUACCAGCUACUGACAUGGAUUCCAAUGUAAAUCUGAAAAUAAUGCAUCUUUGAUAAAUUGUCUUGGAUCAUAGAUGAGAUGUGUUGAUUCUUAGCCUGUGAUUGAUCUCAGUUCUAAUUAUUUCUGAUCGGACAUCUUCAUUUCUUAGGGGGUGGGGUGAGAGUGGAAAAGUACAAAAAUAAAUAAAUAAAUAAUAUUUAAUAUGUCGUAUUAUAUGCACACAUUUAGCAUCCAUAUUGCUUAACAGACACAGAUAGUAAAGGCACUGUGGCUUUCUCCAGCGUUUCCCAGUAAUUUUGGUCUAAGUAAGUAGUGUUUGAAAAAUCACCCCUCUAGAUUGGCCUUCGGCCCAUCUCUCUCUGUCUGGCAUACACUGUCACUUAAUUUACAGAUGAAUAUUAAGAAAUAAAUGCCAUAAUACCAAUUAAAGUUACAUUUUGAUAUUCCUAAGAAAUACUUUUGUAAGAUCAGGUAAAAGGUGACAUAAUUGCUGGGUUUACAGCAGAAGCCAAGAGCUGGCACCAUGACACCUGCUCAGCUAGUGAAAGCCUUAUGGUUUGUCUUAGAAGUUUUGGUAAACAUUUAGUUAACGGAAACAGUGGAUGAAGUGUCGCAAGUUUUGAUUCAUGACAAUUCCUCUUAGAAAGGGGCUGCUGCUGGUGAGGCCUACACUCGUCAGUGCAGUCACACAACUGGCACUGAAGUCACACGUCUCUCAGAGGGUACUGUUUUCUGACUCUGUAAUUGAUUAACUACAGAAUUGUAGGACAAACCCACUUUUCCCUUGUGUUUCUUUGUAUUUGUGUAGAAUAUUAAAGCUAUUUAUAUAUUUUUUUUUCUUUAGAAAUAUAAAAAAAAGUGCAAUAAGACAUUCAGGGAGUUGACCUGCCAUAUGCAGAUCAUGAUCAGAGAUGGGAGAAAAAUUAGCUACUGAUAGUAAACAUGAACUACAGAAUUGUGUAAUUAUUGUAGCAAACUGUUGAGUUUUGAUUCAUUGUAUAUUUUUCUCUACAGUGACACAAUUCUCCUUCCCAUUUUAUGUUUUAUUUUUGUAACUUUUCUUGUGAAUUAUGUAUUUCUGCUGCCUAAAGUCAUAGAAAAUGCUUUGCUUAAAAAUCAGUGACAAGAUUUAUGACUUUCUAAAGAUGCUGGAAUUUUGCACUAAUUAUAACCGUGCAUGUGACUGAAUUUGGAUUCAAGGAAUGCCACUUGCGUGUUAACCAGUUGUAUAGUAAGUACAAAGGUUUCUAAUAUGUAAUAUUGAAAGCCCUAUUUUUAGAACAGGGGUGGGGGGCAACUGUGUAUUAUUGUGUGUAUUGAUAACUUCAUGCAGAUAAUUAUGAGAAGGUCACUUUCCUGGACUGGCAUAUUGGAGUUGGUGCUCAAAUGAAGUAAAUAACAAAACUUUAAUAAUGCUUAGAAUAUAUGGGAUUGGGUAGGCUGACGGGUUAAACAGCACUUGAAAUGUUGGUCAGAUGUCAAUGUUUCUUGUCUAAUGUUGCAAAUUUAUCACACAUACAGGGACGGUGUGUACUUGCAAAGCUUGAUGUAUGAAAGCAAGUGCCUUUUCAAUUACUUUCUAUUUUCUAUCUGGCAAUUGUUCCCAUCGUAACAUCUGAACUCCAUGUUGACCAUUUAAUAACAGUCAAAUGUAUUGUGUGAUUUCAGUUUGUAUUUGUUGUUUUUAUCUCAUCCCAAACUACAGAUGUAUUCCAGUGUCACAUCACAGUUCAUCUACAGUACAAUAAGCUGUUCCCUGUCCAAGUUGCCCUGAGAAAACUUUCUCGCACCAGUCGAACCACUUGUGUCUAUUUAGGGGGUUUAUUCAGCUUGCUGAAGCAAUGACUUGUUUUGAGAUGUCCCCUAAGUAUCAAGACAUCUUGACCCCUUGGUGUUUUGGGUGGGUUGAGGGUAGCAAUCAACGCAAGACGGCUAAUGACAGAUCUAUCUUUGAAAUGGCUGUCUUAAAGGGAAUUCAAGCACUAUUUUGUUCUCGUCUGGUCCUCAGAGCAUGUUCUCCAAGUUAAUGCCACCUGUCUGCUACAAAACCUGUCAUGGCUGGAACAGCAUUUUUGGAUUCCUCUACUUGCCUGUGUGCUGUCCUCAUACAUUGGAUGCUGUAGUCUUCUGCUACUUGGAACAUGCUCUUAGAACCCACAUUUUUAUUAUUUACAUUUAUCAGUCUGAGUAGAUGAUUACCAAACCUGUUUUUAAAAAGCAAAUAUUGGUGUAGCCUUCUCUGUCAACUCUGUAAUUAAAAUAGAUUUAAUAAAAUGUUUAAUAUAUUACAUUCUGUUGAUUAAAGGUGGCAUUUCUGGGGCCACUACUGGCUUUGUUAAGAAUCUAAAGGGGCAAAAGGUGUGUUUUAUUGCAUUUAGGGGUUUAUUGUAUAUUCUCAGUUGAAAUAAAGGGUUUCCUAAUUUC
Messenger RNA from Erpetoichthys calabaricus (reedfish), 8842 nucleotides. It is a transcript of the gene ppp1r37, whose product is annotated as protein phosphatase 1, regulatory subunit 37. The record is from RefSeq and is a predicted model, not a curated record. Gene Ontology annotation, molecular function: protein binding. Lineage: Eukaryota; Metazoa; Chordata; Cladistia; Polypteriformes; Polypteridae.